Rana temporaria (common frog) is the source of this 4202-nucleotide messenger RNA. RefSeq names its product major facilitator superfamily domain containing 12 (gene MFSD12). Gene Ontology annotation, biological process: carbohydrate transport. The record is from RefSeq and is a predicted model, not a curated record. Gene Ontology annotation, molecular function: symporter activity. NCBI's taxonomy places the organism in Eukaryota, Metazoa, Chordata, Amphibia, Anura, Ranidae. Gene Ontology annotation, cellular component: membrane. The transcript is spliced from 10 exons. The coding region runs from base 339 to 1799 and encodes 486 amino acids.
UACUAGUAAUGUCUAGGUCUAGGAGGAUAGAAAUGGGCGGUGCUAUGUAGUGUGACGUGUCUGUGGCUGGGUUAAUACACAACACAGUUUGGGGGCAUGUGCCUGCCUGAGGGAAGUGGAAACAUGCGUAGUAUAGGAUGAGGAACUUCAAAUCGCUUCACGUGACACCGGGCGGAAUUCAAUGAGAUGUCCCAUUACUCACUCACUCACUCAGUCCGUCCGCUACCAUAGAAGAGACAUGAGCGGGUCUUGUGUGGCGUCACCUUAGUCAGUACAGUGUACCCCUCAGGGCACCGCAGUGUAUGCUGAGCAGGUGGUGAGCGUUCCUUCGGAUCAGCAUGGAAGUCCAGGCUCCUCUCCCUCUCCUCCAGAGGUUCAGUUAUGCGACUGGGCAUUUUCUCAAUGACUUGUGUGCCUCUAUGUGGUUCACGUAUUUCUUGGUGUUCUUCCACUCAGUGCUGGGCUUCAGCUCCUCAAACGCGGGGAUCCUCCUUAUGGUGGGCCAGGUAGCCGAUGGCCUCUGUACCCCUCUGAUCGGCUAUGAGUCGGACCGAUAUGGUGGCAACCUGCGAUAUGGACGCCGAAAAUCCUGGCAUCUACUCGGUACCUUUUGUGUGGUGAUUUCAUUUCCAUUUCUCUUCAACCCGUGCAUUGGUUGCACAGAAAAUACUCCACAGUGGGCUGGCUUGCUAUACUUUACCCCAUUCAUAAUAAUUUUUCAGUUUGGUUGGGCAGCUACACAAAUCUCUCAUCUCUCACUCAUUCCAGACCUGGCUAAGAAUGAACAUGACAAAGUGGAGCUUACAGCAUUCCGAUAUGCUUUCACUGUAUUGGCAAACAUCUCUGUUUAUGUUACUGCUUUGGUGCUAUUUCGCUUUCAGCUGGGGGAGACAGGUGAUGAUUACACGCAUUUGGGACGGAAAGACGCUCCUGCCUUUAGGUCCUUGGCUUUUAUCAUGGUAGCCAUUGGAGUUCUUUUCGCUGUGUUAUUUCACAUUGGAACUAAAGAAAAGAAAAGUUAUGAACACCUUGUGGAAACUGAAGAUGAAGACACUACCCAAGAGCAUGCUACACUACCCAGAUCUCCAGAAACAGUGCUGUUAUGGAAUCACUGGUUUCGGGAACCUUCUUUCUACCAGGUGGCCAUUUUGUACAUGUGCACACGUCUCAUUGUGAACCUGUCUCAGGCGUAUAUAGCUUUGUACCUGACCAAUUCAUUGAUCCUUCCAAAGAAUUAUAUUGCCACCAUUCCAUUAGUGAUGUAUGUGAGUGGCUUUGCUUCUUCAUUCCUAAUGAAACCGGUUAAUACUUUGAUCGGACGAAAUCUUACCUAUUUCAUAGGCCUCUUGGCAAUUUCAGUGUUUGCUGCUUGGGUGGCACUGAAACCUGACCUUGGAGUGGCAAUCUAUGCAGCUGCCGUAAUUUUGGGCUCUGGUUGUGCAACAAUUCUGGUCACUUCCUUAUCCAUGACAGCUGAUCUCAUUGGACCCCACUCAGUCAGUGCAGCUUUUGUGUAUGGUGCAAUGAGUUUCACUGAUAAACUGGCCAAUGGAGUAGCAGUUUUGGCUAUUCAGUUUAUUUACCCAUGUCAUACUGAACUCUGCUGUCCAGCUUGUAUUCCUUUCUACCGCUGGGUGAUGGUGAUCGUAACUGGAGGACUUGCGUUAGUGAGUGCGUUGCCUCUAAGCUCCAUCAUGAUCUGGCCUAUCAAAAUGCGGUUUUGCAAAGUGUCAGCAUCUUCGAUACAAGAAUCUUCAGGGACCAUAAACUCACAGGAUGUUAAUGCAGUCAACGCUUGAAUUUUUUUUACUGCAUGCCUACCUCACUUUAUGUGCUUUGUUUUGCACAGAUAUUGGAGAUUUAUCAACUUUGACACACAGCAAGGCAACACAAACUAAAAGCAUUGGUAAAUUUUAUAGGACAAAAUUGCAGUAAAAUUUUAUAAAUUGCCUUACUGCUUAAAAUGAACACUGUGAAUAUAAAAGUCCCAUGUUUCUUCUUUAGGUUUAAGUAGAAGAUUGUUGCAAGUAAAUGUUAGUGUAUUUCCACUUUUGCAUCCAAAUUGGGAUAACACCUACUUUGUAGUAUAUGGUCCCAUUCACAUAGCAUACAAAUAAAAUUGCAGCUUACAUUUUUAAUUGCCUAAACUACAUACCUAGGUUCCCCUAAUGUGAUGUUAGGGAGGGGUUGUGGAGUUAUUGUUUACCCAAUUAACUCUGUAAUGUGCUAGCAGAUCUCCUCUAUUUGUAAACCCCCCCUAUAUAGGGCAAACCAAGUUGCAAUCUAAAGAUCCCAAAACUUCUGCCUUAUAAUUUCUGUAAAUGAAUGAGAGGAAACUAACUCUGUCCACACUUUGUCCCAGAAUUGUUUAGAAUAGUUUGCAGUGCUGUGUUCCAAAGAAACAAAAAAUAUAUAUAAAUGUGAAUGUGAACGCAACAAAUUUGACUGCACAAAUCGAAAAAGAACGAAGUCUGUUGAAGAUAUUUGCAAAGCUGCAACCGAUGGCUGAUGGCAUAGAGGGCUCAAAAUCACGCACAAAAAGUAAUGGUAAAGCCUUUUAAUGGAAGGAAGAUUGAUUUGCACCAUAAACUGUGUCUAGUGCUGCUGUUAACUUGAUUCAUUGUAAAAUUAUUUUUAUGAAGAGAUUCUUAUUGUCCUUUCUAUGUAUUAGAAUGCCUUUUUGUUGUGCAAUAACCUGUAAUGGAAUGGCUGUGAACCAAUGGAGCUCAUGAGCAGUUGACAGGACACCUUGCAUAUCUUCCUGUAGACCCUGGCAGAGUGCAGCUUUCAAAAGUCAUAUGCUUAUAGGUAUUCUGUGAGUUACCAGCACUUGUGUGUGUGUGUGUGUGUGUGUGUGUGAGGCAGUGUGGAUGGACUGUGAGUGGUGAUCAGCAAUAAUAGAGGAGCAGAUAACUUCCCUAAUAUCUCUACAGAUCAUUCAGGUCGAUUAUACCACAUGUACAAAAGAAAAGUAUUCAAUUCGGACAUACUCACAAUAACUGAGUAUUAAUAGGCGGUCUGAAUUGGUAUGCAGAGCAUAGCUAAGUAAUGUCCAAUAGUGCUGCCAGUGACCUAAUAUUUUUAUAUUUUUUUGCCCAUUGAGGGACACAGGAUUGUAGGUAAAUUCUUAGACAUAUGGCUUAUACUUCCACCUUCAAGAGAUUGGGACACUGACAAAAAAAAAGCAGUUAAGCACUGUAUAACAAUACCUCCAACUGUCUUGCCUCUUUUUUUCUGUUAAUGUACUAGGUUGAACGCCUUUUCCCCGGCUGAGAGAACUCUAAGCAUAUUUUUACUAGCCUUUUUAUCUAAGAGUCUCAGUACUAUUUACUUUGACGUGAGCUAGUCUACACAGGAUCUCAAUCAGCACAUCUUCAGCUGCACCUGGGCCCUACUGGACUGCAAGAUAGGGUUAGCCUGGAAUGUGAUUUUUGGGCGCUGGCAUUUGCAUCGUGGCAUUUUUAAUCUUUAGAUCCAAAGCCGUGGCACCGCCUCGUCUAGUGUGUCUCUGAAGACUCAUCCUGUAUGUAAGUCUUUGGUCGUGGUGAAGCUAGUGUGGAAUGUGGAUCCUGAGACUGAACUCUGCUUAGUGAUACUUUUCAGGCCUCUACGUACUAAGUUAGUUAACCAGAUUGCUCUCCAGGCCUGGCACAGCCUUUUAGGUAACCCAGUUUACCCAGAGGAAUCGCAUAGUAAUGACAGCUGCACUGAAGCAGUGUGGGCUAACUGGUACAUCCUUGAGCGUAAUUAAAAAAAAAUGUAUGUAAUCCUACAGCCAUAACAGUCAAAGCUGAGGAAGCUGAGCACUGAAGUCAUCUGCUGGAUGGCAUUUUGCAUGUGUGCACUCUGUGGUCUUUCUCCUACUAGUCAACCUAGAGGAAGCAAUUUCCUGCAUCUACCCCUGCUUUUGUUUUGCUUUGUGAAUUAACCACUCUCCAAUAUCCUUCCACUGCCAGCUUACAAUGACUUGGUAACCUCUGACACUCUACAACCCUUUUUCAUCACUUGUGUGGGUUUGUGCAUAAUAUGGACCUAUUUGUUUUUUUCUUUUACGUUUUUAUUUUUUUGACGAGGGAAUAAUUUCGAAAUAAUGGUCGUAAGUGACAUGAAUGGUAAAGUAUAAAAUACCAGGUAAGCCCUCUUGGGGGCCUACCCAUCCAUUAUAUAACAACAUUACAGUUAGCCACCUUAUAGACAAUCAU